AUGGAUUACAGAAGGCACUAGAGAACUUUGUGAGAUUUGUUUUUUUUUUUCAUCAUAGGAUAAGAAACAGAUACAAAAACAAAAAUCUAGAAAAAGAAAAGUUGUGGCUGUAAUUUGCUUAUCAGUUUUCUCUCAACCCCACUACCUUCACCAAUCACCUUCACCCUCCCGCCCAGCCUGUGUCUUUUUGGUUGUCAAUUGUGCAAAUGGUAAUUUCAGGAAAAACCCACCCAGAUUCACCCGGAAUUGGUAGAAUUGGAUUCAUUCUUUUAUUUUUGCCCGCACACACGAUAUUGACUUAUUAAAGCUUGGUUCUUUACAAAUUUAUGCCAAAGAUUAUACUAUUUCUUGCUUACAAAUUGAGUAGUUAAAGCUUUGGGUCUCUACAAAUUUUACUAUUUCUUGCUGCUAAACUUGAAGAAAUACAUAUUAUAAUGGUGUGUGGAUAGGAGGGGCUGAGGGAGGGGUACUGGGAUUUAGGUUGUUGCAAUCUAAGGAGGGGAAAUGUCUGGUGGGGGUUGUAGUAUUGUAUGGUUUAGGAGGGAUUUGAGAGUGGAAGAUAACCCAGCUUUGGCUGCUGGUGUGAGGGCAGGGGCAGUGGUGGCACUGUACAUAUGGGCUCCUGAGGAAGAAGGGCACUAUUACCCUGGGAGGGUUUCAAGAUGGUGGCUAAAACAAAGCUUGGGUCACCUUGAUUCUUUCUUGAGGAGCCUUGGCACUUCCCUUGUCACAAAGAGAUCCACUGAUACUAUUUCUUCUCUUCUUGAAGUUAUCAAGUCUACUGGUGCCACUCACCUCUUCUUCAAUCACUUGUAUGAUCCUCUAUCACUUGUAAGAGAUCAUCGCGUAAAGGAAAUUUUAACUGCUCAAGGUGUAUCCGUGCGCUCCUUCAACUCUGACUUACUCUACGAACCUUGGGAAGUUCUUGAUGAUGAAGGUCGCCCAUUCACUACCUUCAAAGCAUUUUGGGAUAAAUGUCUCAGCAUGCCUUAUGAUCCCGAGGCUCCACUUCUCCCACCUAAACGGAUAAUUUCAGCUGAUGUGUCGAGAUGUCAUCUUGACAACUUGGUAUUUGAAGAUGAAUCGGAGAAAGGAAGCAAUGCACUUCUUGCUCGAGCAUGGUCACCCGGGUGGAGCAAUGCUGAUAAGGCAUUGAGUGCUUUCAUAAACGGACCAUUAAUAGAGUAUGCCACGAACCGUAGGAAGGCUGAUAGUGCUACAACAUCAUUUCUAUCCCCGCAUUUACAUUUCGGGGAAGUCAGUGUUCGAAAGGUAUUCCAUCUCGUUCGCAUUAAGCAAGUUGUUUGGGCCAAUGAAGGGAACAAAGCCGGUGAAGAUAGUUGCAAUGUGUUCCUCAAGUCUAUCGGGCUUCGAGAGUAUUCAAGAUAUAUGAGUUUCAAUCAUCCUUACAGCCAUGAAAGGCCCCUUCUUGGUCAUCUAAAGCACUUUCCUUGGGUAGUAGAUGAGGGCUAUUUUAAGGCGUGGAGGCAAGGCAGAACGGGUUAUCCUUUGGUGGAUGCGGGCAUGAGAGAACUCUGGGCUACUGGAUGGUUACAUGACCGGAUACGAGUUGUAGUGUCGAGUUUCUUCGUUAAGGUUCUUCAGCUUUCUUGGAGAUGGGGAAUGAAGUACUUUUGGGAUACUCUGUUAGAUGCAGAUCUCGAGAGCGAUGCUCUUGGUUGGCAAUACAUCACUGGUACCCUACCAGAUGCCCGUGAAUUUGAUCGAAUUGAUAAUCCACAGUUUGAGGGCUACAAAUUUGACCCGAAUGGGGAGUAUGUACGCCGUUGGCUUCCCGAGCUUGCUCGACUUCCUACCGAAUGGAUACACCAUCCUUGGAAUGCACCCGAGUCGGUUCUCCAAGCAGCUGGAAUUGAACUAGGUUCCAACUAUCCUCUUCCGGUUGUUGAAAUCGAUGCAGCAAAGGUAAGAUUGCAAGCAGCCCUUGUUCAUAUGGCACAGCGUGAAGCCGCCUCGAGAGCUGCAAUUGAGAACGGUAUGGAAGAAGGGCACGGGGACUCCACCGAGUCUGCACCGCUAGCAUUUCCCCGAGAUGCACGAAUGGAAAUGGACGAUGAACCGAUCAGAAAUAAUCCUUCAGCUACUGCAACGAGGCAUUACGAGGAUCAGAUGGUCCCUAGCAUAACUUCAUCAUUCUUUAGGGGUGAAGAUGAAGAGACAUCAUUGGAUCUCGGAAAUGUGGGUGAAGAUAGUAGAGCAGAAGUGCCAGAAAAUGUCAAUGUAACUGAAGAACCGAGGGGAAACAGAACUGGGCAAGCAGUUUUUCGAACAAUUCAAAGUAACAACAAUGCCCCGCUGCAAUCUCCUUUUGGUGUAGGUAGGAGGAAUUCUGAAGAUUCAACAGCUGAAUCUGCAAGUAGCAGUAGGGGUGCAGUUCCUGUAUGGUCCCCGUCCAGUACUAGUUACUCGGAUCAAUUUGCCGGUGAUGACAACGCCAUUGGGACCGGUUCAUCUUAUUUGCAAAGGCAUCCACAACCAAAUCAGCUAAUGAACUGGCAACGGCUUUCUUAGACCCCGGUUAAAGACGUGCAAAUAAAUGCAGGAAUGGUGUAUAAAAUCAGGGUUCUAUGACAUUGAAUUCCCUCUAGCAAUUGAGGAUUCUGUGCCACCCACCGGACCACUAGAUCUCUAACAGGUCAUUGUUCACAGGACAUGAGAUUAAUAGCCGGGAAAGAGAAUCAAGAUAUGAACUUAUGUGAAUGUACAAAGGAUGGAAUGAACAUCAGUGUUGUGUUACUAGUCUAAGCUGACCAAAAGUCUUGACAAUUGCAUAUAUGAGGUGAUAGUAGCUUAUCAGGAUUCUCACUUUCCUGUUGUAUCAUAUUUUAUUAGGGCCUUUUAAGUGUGAAUAUGGAGGAUUCAUCUUAUAAACUCAGGUUCAUAUAUGCAUCUUCAUCUUGUUUGAUAGAAUAUAAUUUAUCACUA
Molecule: messenger RNA, 2946 nt
Organism: Ipomoea nil (Japanese morning glory)
Lineage: Eukaryota; Viridiplantae; Streptophyta; Magnoliopsida; Solanales; Convolvulaceae
Product: cryptochrome-1-like
Exons: 6
Coding region: 505-2532 (675 amino acids)
Biological process (GO): entrainment of circadian clock by photoperiod; blue light signaling pathway; circadian regulation of gene expression
Cellular component (GO): cytoplasm; nucleus
Molecular function (GO): FAD binding; blue light photoreceptor activity; DNA binding
Source: RefSeq, a predicted model, not a curated record